AUAUCCUUGAACCACUUGUGCUGUUCAUCGCUGCUGUGAGUUUAGCCAGCUGUCAGUUUGUGCUGUCGCUUCAACAUUUAUGUUGUCUGUCGGUAUUCACAUGUCAGGGAGUUUAAAAUAAAGGCGUCGUUUGUCAAAAUGCCCAAAGGAGGUAAGAAAGGUGGCCACAAGGGUCGCGUGCGGACUUACACCAGUCCCGAGGAGAUAGACGCUCAGAUGAAAGCGGAGAAGGAGAGGAAAAAGCAAGAGCAGGAAGCAGAGGGGGAGGAGGGUGCAGCUCAGAAUGACCUGGCAGAGGAGAAGUUACCAGGCUCAGGAUCAGAGGACAGCGAUGAUGAAAAUUCCCAGAGGAGGAGAGCGGGUGUGGAGGGCUUGAUAGAAAUUGAAAACCCCAACAGAGUGGCUCAGAAGUCCAAGAAGGUGACGCAAAUUGAGCUGGACGAGCCCAAGCAGUUAUCAAGGAGAGAGAGAGAAGAGAUCGAGAAGCAGAAAGCGAAGGAGCGCUACAUGAAGAUGCACUUGGCCGGGAAGACGGACCAGGCCAAAGCUGACCUCGCCCGCCUCGCCAUCAUCAGGAAACAGAGAGAAGAUGCGGCAAGAAAGAAAGAAGAAGAGAAAAAAGCAAAAGAAGCAGCAGCAGCAGCGGCUAGAGGAAUAAACUCCCUGUCACUGAAAUGAUGCAGAUUAUUUAUCAGAGGCGUUUUCACAUGUUCCUGGACUGGCGCAAUAUAUAUAUUUGACUAUUUUUAAAGGAAGAGCUAUGAAGAAUAUUUGACAUUACUGUAACAUAUGACCAUUUGGAAAAUGGUUGAGGAGACACCAGUGGAGAGGGGCUGUGUAUGUUGUGGCAUGGAACAGUUGCCUCGUUGAUCCCUCCAGGAAGUACAGCUACAAUUGAGAUUACAUCGGUCUUCACAUACACUUGGAAUGAACCCCUUCUAACCUACGAGCUUGUACAUGAUAUUAAUAAUGGUUAUACUUGUCAUUGUACAAUUCCGACUUUGCUAACUGAGCUUUGCCACUAUGUUUUUCUUUUGGAUCUUACAUUGUAUAUAACUGACUCAUGAAAAUAUUUCAGAUUAAUAUGAUGAAACCAGUAAAAGAUGUGUGUCCAUUU
Messenger RNA from Seriola aureovittata, 1117 nucleotides. RefSeq names its product pdgfa associated protein 1b (gene pdap1b). The coding region runs from base 139 to 678 and encodes 179 amino acids. The transcript has 6 exons. Gene Ontology annotation, cellular component: cytosol. The record is from RefSeq and is a predicted model, not a curated record. NCBI's taxonomy places the organism in Eukaryota, Metazoa, Chordata, Actinopteri, Carangiformes, Carangidae. Gene Ontology annotation, molecular function: RNA binding.